GUGAAGAUGGUACACUGUGGUCAUCAUGAGAUACCCAACCGUGGCCACCACAGGGACCGCUUCUGUCACCCCGAGACAACGUGGAAGAAUGUGCGGCGCCUGCGCCCAGACUGUGUCUGCGCUCCAGGGUACCUACGCAACUCGUGGGGCGACUGCAUAAGCCACGCCGAGUGCCACCACUGCAUGAACAAGCAUCACAUGAAUAUGGAUUACAACUUGUGCGAAUCGCAGUGCCCCCUCGUAUGCAACCAGCCUAUAGACACGAACUGCCCCGAUACGUGCUAUGAAGAGUGCGCCUGCCGGCCAGGUUAUAUUCGGUCACGUCCCAAUGGCCCUUGCAUAAGCAUCCACCAAUGCCUGCCGGGUUGUCCGAGCCCCAAGCAGUACUUCACCCUCUGCCGCUCGUCCUGCCCUGCAACCUGCUCGAACCCAGACCCUUCAAACUGCCCCGAAUACUGUGCCGGUGAGGGAUGCGUCUGUAAGCCAGGCUACCUUGCCCUAACUCUCGAACCCCUCAGAUGCGUUCGGCCAGAACAAUGCCCAGCAUUUCACAGAAGUUGUCACGGCGCAAACCAGGUGUACACCACAUGCAAAUCGCGUUGUCCGCCAACUUGCUGGGGGGCCAAGGAGCCUCGGAUGUGCACGGCCCAAUGCGCUGGCAGCGGCUGCGUUUGCAAGCCUGGCUUUGUGAUCGGUAGCUGGAGUCCGCUGACUUGCGUUCACCCCGCUCAAUGCGCUAUGUUUAACCAAACGUCGCAUUUGAUGCACAUCAAAUUGCUCAAAGCCUAAUCUUAACCAUAAUGUGAUGCAGUUUUCAGUCUGACCUAAAGCCUUCUUAUUGAUGGGAAUGCGAGACUAAAUAAAGUGUCUGGAAACCGA
Rhipicephalus microplus (southern cattle tick) is the source of this 879-nucleotide messenger RNA. RefSeq lists its product as uncharacterized. The record is from RefSeq and is a predicted model, not a curated record. NCBI's taxonomy places the organism in Eukaryota, Metazoa, Arthropoda, Arachnida, Ixodida, Ixodidae.